Molecule: messenger RNA, 720 nt
Organism: Epithele typhae
Lineage: Eukaryota; Fungi; Basidiomycota; Agaricomycetes; Polyporales; Epitheliaceae
Exons: 5
Coding region: 1-720 (239 amino acids)
Cellular component (GO): cytoplasm
Molecular function (GO): glutathione transferase activity
Source: RefSeq, a predicted model, not a curated record
AUGCCUGAGUCCAUCACCCUCUACUCCGCCAAGAUCUGCCCGUACGCCCACAGGGCCGAAAUCGCCCUCGCUGAGGCCAAGGCGCCGCACAAGCGCUUCGAAAUCGAUCUCUCGAACAAGCCCGAGUGGUACGCGCCCAAGGUCAACCCCGCUAGCAAGGUCCCCGCGAUCGCGUACGGCGGCCCAGACGUCGCGCCCGACGCGCCCUCGCCCGAGUCGACCAAGAUCGCGGAGUCGCUCGUGCUCGUCGAGCUCGUCGGCGACCUCUACCCCGCGUCCGGGAUCGUGCCCGCGGACCCGAUUGCGCGCGCCCAGGCUCGCUUCUUCAUCGAGGGCGUCUCCACCAAGUUCGUCCCGCACUGGUACGCGUACCAGAUGCGCAACGGCGCGCUCGACGACGUCUGGAAGGGCGUCGAGUACGUCCAGAGCCUCCUGCCCCCCACCGGCUUCGCCACGGGGGAGUACAGCAUGGCGGACAUCGCGAUCACGCCCUUCCUCGCCCGCGCGCGCCUCUCGCUCCUCAACAGCAUCGGCACCUUCCAGCCCGACGAGGCCAAGACUGUGUGGGCGACGCUGACCGACAAGAACGGUAAGUACGCGCGGUUCGCGCAGUACAUCGACGACCUGUUCGCCCGCGAGAGCUUCAAGGCGACGUUCGACGAGGCGUUCGUCACGGAGGCGUUCCAGAAGCGCAUUGGAGCCAUGCUUGCCAAGAAGUAA